UCAAGUUCUCUCAAGUUGGGGACCGUUAUCAAGGUGUAUUUACACCACUCUCAGCUUCGAAAACAAAGCGUUCAUUAUAUUUGAAUUUUAUGGAGAAUGAUCAAUAUUGAAACCGAAUGGGUGAAGUUUGACCUACUUUUUGUUGAUAUGUGAAUGAAAACGUAUAUCAGGAAAAUAUAAUUCAUUUGGACCGUUUAAAAACAUCACCAUGGAUGAUAUUUUUUCUCAAGUUAGAGAAGGCAACGCUUUCCAAGUUAGAAUAUGGUUGGAUAACACGGAAAAUGAUCUCAAUCAGGGUGAUGACCACAGAUUUAGCUUAUUACACUGGGCAAGCCGUGAAGGACGUACUAAUAUUGUGGAUAUGCUUAUCCAGCGAGGGGCUCGUAUCAAUGCUACCAACAUGGGGGAUGACACAGCACUACAUUUGGCAGCAAGUCAUGGGCACAGAGAGAUAGUUGUUAUGCUCAUCCAUAACAAGGCUAACAUCAAUGCUAUAAAUGAACAUGGAAAUACUCCACUGCAUUAUGCCUGCUUCUGGGGCCACGAUUAUGUAGCUGAGGAAUUAGUUAACAAUGGAGCCCUAGUUGGGAUGGCUAAUAAAUUUGAUGAAACCCCUUUGGAUAAAGCCAAAAAGAGACUGGCAAAUAUCCUCAAAGAUAGGGCUGUUCAACUUGGACAAGAUUUGCAGAAAAUCCCAUUCAAAGACAGGAGCUGGUUAGGAUACAAAACAAGGAGCAGAGAUGCUCUUUUAUCAAGGCACACAGGAAUAGAUAUUGAACAAUUAAGUCUGACUACGCAUAUGGCCAACACUCACUCAGGAGAGGUUUGGAGAGGACAGUGGCAGAAAAAUGAUAUUGUGGCCAAAAUUUUGUCCCUUAGAGAAUGCACCGUAAGAAACUCGAGAGAUUUUCAGGAGGAAUUUCCUAGACUCAGAAUUUUCAACCAUCCAAACAUAUUACCAGUAUUGGCAUGCUGUAACCAGCCCCCGAACCUUGUGGUCAUAAGUCAAUUUAUGCCUUAUGGAUCUCUCUUUAAUGUGUUACAUGGAGAAACUGGUAUAGUAGUGGAUCAGAACCAGGCUUUGAGAUUUGCCAUUGACAUUGCCCGUGGGAUGGAGUUUCUACACACCAUAGAACCAGCCAUCCCAAACCUGAUACUCACCAGCAAACAUGUCAUGAUUGAUGAGGACUUGGCUAAGAUAAAUAUCGAUGACCCUAAGUAUUAUACACCAGAUGCCACCAUUAAUGGAGGGAUAGACGAGGAUCUAACAGCCAGGAUCAACAUGGGGGACUAUAGAUUCUCCUUCCACGAGCGAGGCAAACUCUACUCCCCUGCCUGGAUGUCCCCAGAAGCUUUACAGAGGCGACCAGAGGACAUCAAUGUAAAGGCUGCAGACAUGUGGAGUUUUGCUGUGCUACUGUGGGAACUUGAGACUAGAGUGGUACCACAUGCUGAACUGUCACCCAUGGAAGCUGGAAUGAGAAUUGCUAUGGAGGGAUUGAGGUUGACACUACCACCUGGAAUGUCCUCUCACAUGUCCCGACUUGUUAAGAUCUGCAGCAAUGAAGAGCCAGGAAAACGACCCAAGUUUGAUAUGAUUAUUCCCAUUCUGGAAAAAUUAAAGCAGAAGUAGAGGAGACAAUUCAAACAAGGCACAGUUGAAUGGUGUUAAAGAACAUUGAGCCAUAUAUAACAUGUUAUCAAUCUAUCCUUCUUCUAACUUCACAGAGUGCCAAGUUAAAUUGUACAUGUACAUUUAAAUAUGGUAUACUACGUAUGUGUAUACAUAAAUAACACAUUAACUUACAUUUAGAGAGUGAUGAUAAGUUAAAAUUGACAAACUGUAUUUUUGUUUUUUUUUGUUUUUGCAAAUCUCAGAUUUGAUGUACCGGUUCAUAUAUGCUAUACAAGGAAAAGUGCCUUCAGCUUUUUUUCCAUGGAAGCUUUUAACCACCUUCCAAAAUUAAUUUAUAAAUAUGAUAACUGACUGCAUGAUUAUUAAUUUAUUGAGUUAUUAUGGGUUAAACAAUAUUGAUAACUUUCUGCAGUAAGUGCACUUUACAGUUUUUCAAACUGAUUAUGAACUAUUUGUAUAAAGCAUCAAGAACUUUGUGAUUUAACUUGAAGUUUCCUUCUUCUUUUUUUUUAAUGCAGUGCUCUAAAUGAAAUAUAGGACUGUGUAUGACAUUGAAUCUGGUUUACUUUAGCCACAUGCUGUGGUAUUCAUGUUUAUUUCAGUUUGUACUAGACUUUACUUAAUAAGGAGCAUACAAUGUAAAUUUUUAGAUGUUAGAUUCUUGUAUUGGUGCUACAUAUACAUGUACGUGUGUCUACAGUUUUUGUACAUAAGCUACCUUUAUUACUGCCAAUUAUUUAUAUCUGGUUUUAUAUGUAUGUCAUAGCUUUAUAUUUUAUGGUGUCAUAAUGCAUGACUUUUUUGUAUGAUGCUGAGCAAUGCUUGUGUUUUGAAUCUUGUAUAUGUAAGCAAUUUAUUAGACUAGUGUUUCUGAGUUGAAGAUUUUACGGCAUAUUAAAGAUUGUUUUUUUUUUAAAUCAAAGUAGAAAACAAAAACAAAAGAUAAAGUGCAGAUAACUUGAGUGUGAAGUUCAUGACAAAAAGUUAAUUAGUUGAUGUUAAAUAAUACUCAGACUUAUAUUGGAGGUGUCUUCAAACAAUGAGAAGUGUUUUAAAGGCACAAGUCUAUAUAGAAGUUAUAUUUUUAUCUUGGAAACUUUGUGGAACCUUUCAUCAACGGACAUCUGAUUGAGAAAUUACAAAAACUGCAUUUUAUGCAUGAACUGAUGUGAAUAAAAUUUCAAACAAAA
Messenger RNA from Saccostrea echinata, 2826 nucleotides. Its product is annotated as integrin-linked protein kinase-like. The record is from RefSeq and is a predicted model, not a curated record. NCBI's taxonomy places the organism in Eukaryota, Metazoa, Mollusca, Bivalvia, Ostreida, Ostreidae. Gene Ontology annotation, molecular function: ATP binding; protein kinase activity; protein binding. The coding region runs from base 209 to 1633 and encodes 474 amino acids. The transcript has 13 exons. Gene Ontology annotation, biological process: protein phosphorylation; integrin-mediated signaling pathway; substrate adhesion-dependent cell spreading. Gene Ontology annotation, cellular component: stress fiber; focal adhesion.